AUGGCAGAAGUGUUCUCAGAUAAUUUAAGCAGGUUCAACGAGAUUUUGCAAAGCUUGCCGCUAGAGUUGCGUCUAAAAAUAUCUUCAUUGAGUCUUCUAGAUAAUGUCUCCACACAAUUGCUGAGGCUGCUAGUCUCAAACUCCGGCUCGCCGCAGACAUUUGAAGCUAUUGAAGGUUCAUCAGGAUACCCAAUAUCUGGCGAAAGGCAAAUAUUUCAGACGUUAUUAAGACUUUUCAAAGAGAUCAGACUGAUAUACAAUGAUGGAAGUUGCUUAUUGAACGUUCACAAUGUGGCGCCCGGUAUGUGGUUGCCCAACUGCUCUGCACCUCUGCUUUUGAGAGGUCAUGAAACCUAUAUUAUGACCACUAUUCGCAAGGCAAACCUGCUGACAUAUAUGCUAACGAUCCUGGGAUGUUUCGACUAUGGAUUUGAUUUUCUGCAAGAGUCCUUUUUCGAAGUGUUCUGCCCCAAUACAGCGUUCUCCGGUGGUAGUUCGUUGGAUCAAAACGGUAAACUGUUGAAAUCACACGGAAUACUUUAUUUGGGUCUGAAAACUCAGGCAUAUAUAUCUGGGCUGAAAACAAUGAAUAAUGAAAACAAGAACGACAGUAUGGUCGAAGACGAUGAUCUUAUAUCACGGUCGAAAUGUGAACACUUCUUGGACUUGAUUUUUCCCAAUAACCUGGAUGAACUGCUUAUUUUAAGAAGAACUGAUAGAUCAGAUCAAAACCUCAGUGAAUUAAUGACGCCUUCUGAGAGAGAAUUUAUUGAAAGGUGUAUUCGCCGCAGAGAAAACCUGUCACAAUAUACCAGCUACAAAAGUUUAACUCAAGACUAUAGCUGGUAUCAUUUUAUUAAAGAACUGCUAGAUUAUAUCAACAAAAAUAUGGGAGUCAUUAUCCUGGGCCGUAAAAGUCGUGGGAAAUCAACACUCCACUCAUAUAGUAUUUCCGCAUUCGAUCCACAGGUGCUAUAUGCAUCAGGUGAAGGCAACACUGUAGAGGUCGAAGAUUCGCCAACUCAGCAGAACUCAAUGGAAAACACCGACAACGGGCCACUUCCUGGUUCUUUUGCAUCAUCUGAUUCAGUCGUUCACUUUUCCGCGGCUACGAAAGUCCUAGAUCCGAAUACGCAUCUGACAGCAAAGUCUAUCGCCGAUACGGCCGUAUCAGUAACAGCAAAUCAUUCCAUUGCCAUCAAGAAAGUCAAGCCCAAGAGGACUUGGUCUAAAGAAGAAGAGGAUGCAUUGGUGGAAGGUCUAAAAGCGGUCGGGCCUUCAUGGUCCAAAAUACUGGAUAUAUAUGGACCAGGUGGGAAAAUUUCUGAGGCAUUAAAGAAUCGAAGUCAAGUACAACUGAAGGACAAAGCACGCAAUUGGAAACUACAUUACCUGAAAUCUGGCAGGACUUUACCGGAGUAUUUAGUGAAGGUGACAGGGACCUUAGAAAGAACCUUCCGAUCCAAGAAAAAGAAUCUCAAACCUACACUCGAGUUGUCUCAAAGGCAAAGCAAUGCAUCUGAUUUGUUCCGUGCUGCGACAACGGAGCCUUCAGAUUUUGAUCCAAGUCUUCAAUCGACUAUAUAG
Messenger RNA from Zygotorulaspora mrakii, 1587 nucleotides. RefSeq names its product Tbf1p (gene TBF1). NCBI's taxonomy places the organism in Eukaryota, Fungi, Ascomycota, Saccharomycetes, Saccharomycetales, Saccharomycetaceae. Gene Ontology annotation, biological process: telomere maintenance via telomere lengthening. Bases 1 to 1587 code for a protein of 528 amino acids. The transcript has a single exon. The record is from RefSeq and is a predicted model, not a curated record. Gene Ontology annotation, molecular function: double-stranded telomeric DNA binding; protein homodimerization activity.